AUGUCAAACACAGGCACUCCGGGUUCCACUCGGAAGCAUCAUGCUACCGGGCAUUCUUCCUCAAAUACCUUUUCGGGGCCCGGACACGGUCUGCACUCCCCAUCCCAUAGUGCCGAUGGGUCGGGCUGGACCGGCUCUGGUAAAACGCAUCGAGGUGAUGCGGCGUCUGGUGGCAUUUUGGGGUCUGCUCUACCCUCAUCACCCAAUCCCUCUGGGUUUGAUUGUCCUUCGUGGGAUCUGAGUAACUCAAACAGAGCGCAAUCCGGCGGCCCAAUUGCCUCGACUACAUCCUCCGGGACUGGGCCAUGUGUGUGGAUUGAUGAUGGACGCUUAUAUUGUGGACAAAAAUGGUAG
This is a messenger RNA of Echinostoma caproni, 354 nucleotides long. The record is from the annotation of a GenBank genome assembly. Lineage: Eukaryota; Metazoa; Platyhelminthes; Trematoda; Plagiorchiida; Echinostomatidae.